AUGAGAAAGCUCAAUGAUCUUCAGGAACGGGUAAAGUGCAACGACAGCGGCGAUCAGGCUGCAGGAGUUCCAUUGAAUUCAGCCGAAGAGAAGUCGGCAAAUACCGUAGUCCACCAAAGAAAACUCAAUUGUCUUCAAGGAUUUUUGAGUCUUCGUCGUCUUUUUUAUUUGAUCGGUUACACCGUUGGAAGCUAUCCAUAUGCCUAUUUAACAGUUGCAUUGCUGAUCUCCGUGAACUCACUUGGAAUGUUAAACAUACACUUGAAAGAUCGGAUUCGCGACGGAUACACGCCAGUAAAUGCGCCUUCAAGAUAUGAAACGGAUGUGCUCAGAGAAUUUUACAACAUAUCUGGUGAUCCAGCAAUGACAAUUCUUAUAAUGAUGCCUAAAAAUGGGACCUCGAUGCAUGCUAAGGAAAACAUGGAUGAAGCUAAAAAACUUUCCGAAUAUUUGUUCAAAAAUUUCUCAACAACUCGGAACGGAAAGGAGCUUCGUUUUACGGAUUUAUGCCAUCCAUAUUGUGAAAUAAACAAAGUUUUCGAUCUUUUCAAGAAUGCAUUUGAUGAAGAAUAUCGAAAGCUGCAAAAAGGAGAAGAAUUGUCAGCAAACACAAAUCUUUCCUAUCCUCUGGCUAAAAUGAACGGUUUCGACAUUCAUUUGGAGAGAAGCUUUUUUGGAGUCUCCCUUAAUAGCGAUAAUUCAACCAAUCUGCUUCCGCAUCAAAAAAUUACGAACAUGAAUCAUGUUGAGGUUCUGAUAUUUAUUUUCCGCGGUGAUCGGCAUUCGGAAGAGCGUGAAAAAGAUUUGACCAAAUGGGAAUUGGCUGCCUAUGAUUGGGCAGUUAAUGAGCACAAGAGUGACAUAGUUGAUAUUCAAGUCGCGGGUACCGAUAUAUUGGAUAACGAGAUGAUGAAGGAUGGUAGAAGGCUUACUCCAUUUUUUGCUGCUGGAUUUGGUUUCGAAAUCACUUUUGUUAGUGUCUGCGUUAUUCUCACUGCUGUUUAUCACAAUUGCAUGGACAGAGGAAAAAUAUUGAUCAGCUUGGGAGCAGUUUUAUGCCCCAUUCUGGCCAUCUCAUCAACUUAUGGCAUUGUGUCGCUUGUCGGAAUGCGUGUCAACUCUUUUAUGCUUGUUAUGCCAUUUUUAGUAAUGGGAAUAGGAGUUGAUUCAUGUUUUUUGAUGAUUCAUAGUUGGCAGUCGGUUCGAUCUCAAGGAUGUAGCACACAAGAUCGACUAGGAAUGGUUUAUGAAUUAGUCGGGCCCUCUAUAACGAUCACAUCCCUUACCGAUUUUUUGUCGUUUGCAAUUGGAGCAUUGGCGCCCACACCAGAGACACGUCUUUUCUGCAUUGCUUCUUCAAUUGCCCUUGCUCUGACCUACAUACUGCAAUUAGUUUUAUUUGGUCCAAUUCUCGCAAUUGCCACGAAGUAUGAACACAAAAAAUCGUCGGUGAACAAUAGCAAUUGGCGACAAAAAGUCAAAACUUUCUGGAAGAAGACUAUUAAAAUUUAUUGUAAACUCCUUGCCAGCAAAUUCUUUUGCGCCUUGGUUAUUACUGGAACAUUCGUUUACUGGUAUUUCGCUAUCUAUGGUCUUAUGACGAUGAAAACUCGGCUCGAUGCUGUUAAGAUUUUGCCGAAAGAUUCCCCAUUGCAACGACCGAAUCAAGUGCUGACCAAUUUAGUGUGGGCUGAAUAUCACCCCGUCACUAUAAUUGUAAAUAAUCCACCAGAUUUGGAAAAUCAAACACAAAUGCACCGCUUUUGGGAUAUGGUAGAUCAGUUCGAAACACUUGACCACAACAAAGGAAAGGGGUCAACAUUGCUUUGGUUACGCGAUUAUAUUAAUUUCUUUUACUUUGGCGAGCCGUUUGAUCUUUUCGCCCUGCUUGGAUUCACACAGCCCGAGAAGAACCCAGAGAUCAAUCCACUAGAGGCAAACUUGACAGCAUCCAAAUUGCCCGAAUUUCUCAAAUCGCCAUUUUACAAACACUGGGAUAGUUUUAUUCAUUAUCAUAUGGAAAAGGCAGCAAUUAAAAUUGACCAAUUUAUGAUGAGUGUUGCUUAUCAUAAUACUUCGGCGUGGGAAACUCGGAUCACUUUGAUGACUGAAUGGAGAAGAGUUGCUACGAACUUUUCUGAUUUGAAUGUUACAGUUUGGGAGCCCAAUGGAAUGUUUGUAGAUCAAAUGUUAAGUUUGGGAAAAACUGCUACACAGACGGGGACGUGGACUUUACUUUGCAUGGCAAUUGUUUGCGCCAUCUUCAUUCCAAAUCCUUGCAGUGUUGUGACAGCAGCUAUUUCGAUAGCUUCCAUCACCACCGGAGUUAUGGGAUUUUUGUCGCUGUGGUCUUUUGAUUUGGACCCGGUUGUUAUGGCGGCCGUUCUCAUGUCGAUUGGAUUAUCCGUCGAUUUCAUUGCACAUGUUGCUUAUCACUUUCAGCUCACUCACCGAAAGGAAAUGAAAAACGGUGAAGUUAUAAAAAUACCACUAAAAGGUUCGAUCGAGCGUUUGGAGCACACAUUGGCAGCCGUUGCGUGGCCAAUGAUUCAAGCUGGUGUUUCCACAAUUUGCUGUAUCCUUCCACUUCUGUUCCGAGCUAGCUAUUCCCCUUCUGUAUUCGUUGCUGCUAUAUUCCUUGUGGUCUCAUUGGGAAUGCUUCAUGGAUUACUUAUUUUACCAACAUUCUUGGCGGCUCUACCGGAAAGUAUUACCACUGCGAACUGCUACCGCGUGUUCCUUUCGUCAUCUUCGGAAAGAAGCUGCAGAUAUGUGGCACGUCGUGACAGCGAUACUAGUAUUGAAAUGAAACCAAUGGAAAACAAAGAUAACACGGAAGCGCUCUCCUCGAUAAACAAUAACGAUUAA
Caenorhabditis bovis is the source of this 2868-nucleotide messenger RNA. NCBI's taxonomy places the organism in Eukaryota, Metazoa, Nematoda, Chromadorea, Rhabditida, Rhabditidae. The record is from the annotation of a GenBank genome assembly.